ACCUGUGAGGCUGUAACAUAGAGAAGGAAAUUGGGGCAAAAUGGGGUAUGUGAUGAGAGUGAGAUUGGCGUCGUUCUUCGCCGGGGCUGCAACUGCGUCGUUUGCGGGUCUCUACAUCCUCCACAGGGAUUACAAGGUGGCAUACCAAUCUUUUUCCCAACAGAUGAAUGGCCUCCACAAUUCACUAGAAAGUCGAAUUUCUGCCUUGGAAAAACUGAAACAAACGGAAACUUCUGAACAGGUUGAAGCACCAGAAUAGACUCCAGACUGAGCAUCCGUUACGGAAAAAAACUGAUUCAAUGUACUUACUAUGAAAAGUGUCUUUUGGUUUGCUUUCCUCAGGAAUAAGUUCAAGUUGACUCAUUUUAUGGCACCUCAUCUCACUGACUUUUUCGUCUAAAGAAUACGGAUCUGUGUGCCACCAAAUGUAGUGUGGAUUAUUUUUCGGCCAUGAGCAUUUAGCUUUCGCCGCGGUUGUACGUGGUAAUUGAGUAAUAUUUGAGUGACUUGUUUUUAUCUUUUUAAAUAUGAAAGUUGUGUUUUCUUUGUUGUUUCUAUUCA
Vigna angularis (adzuki bean) is the source of this 561-nucleotide messenger RNA. RefSeq lists its product as uncharacterized. The record is from RefSeq and is a predicted model, not a curated record. Bases 41 to 259 code for a protein of 72 amino acids. The transcript is spliced from 2 exons. NCBI's taxonomy places the organism in Eukaryota, Viridiplantae, Streptophyta, Magnoliopsida, Fabales, Fabaceae.